Molecule: messenger RNA, 756 nt
Organism: Penicillium cataractarum
Lineage: Eukaryota; Fungi; Ascomycota; Eurotiomycetes; Eurotiales; Aspergillaceae
Product: serine protease
Exons: 1
Coding region: 1-756 (251 amino acids)
Biological process (GO): proteolysis
Molecular function (GO): serine-type endopeptidase activity
Source: RefSeq, a predicted model, not a curated record
AUGAGACUCGUCCUUUCAACUGCCCUGUUAUCCCUCGCUGGAUCAGCCAUUGCUGAGGAAGCCAUUGUCGGUGGAACCCAGGCCGCAAAUGGAGAAUUCCCUUACCAAGUUUCCGUUCAAACCUCCUCCCAUAAAUGCGGUGGAUCUAUUAUCGACAACGAUCAUAUCCUAACUGCCGCUCACUGCGUGGAUGGGCUGUCCGCAGGUCGCCUGAGAAUUCGGGCGGGCUCCAACCAGCACGCCUCGGGUGGGAAGCUGGUCAAGGUGGCUAAAGUCACGCAACACUCGGAGUUCGACGCGAAAACACUCAAGAAUGACAUCGCUGUCCUCAAGUUGGCCUCAAGCCUAGACUUUGGGCCUACCAUCUCCGCUGUGGAACUUCCAUCUUCAGUGGACGAUGUGCCGCCGGUGGGGACCAGGUGCUCUGUCACUGGCUGGGGGAGUACGUCUGCUGGAGGCUCUCCUCCAUCCAACCUCUUAGUCGCGUACGUCGAUAUUGUUGACCACGAGAAAUGCGUGGAGGAAUAUGCGGAUCGCAGUGAAGUUGAUGACUCCAUGAUCUGUGCUGGUGUCAAAGGUGGAGGGAAGGAUGCUUGCCAGGGAGACAGUGGUGGCCCACUUGUUGAUGCUAGCUCUAAGAAGCAGGUUGGAGUUGUUUCGUGGGGCUUUGGAUGUGGACAGCACAACCGAGAUGGUGUUUAUGCUAGCACUGCAGCUUAUCUUGACUGGAUUCAGGGGGCCGUUCUAGUAGUCUAG